UGUACUUUCGACUGGACUCGUCUUGGCUUCUCCUUCUCGCUUCUCCUUGGUUUGUUUGACUGUAACGCACGUCGAAAUCAAUAUGACGGCGAUAAAAAUCAGGGUCGGAUCCGUUCCGCGAGUGAAGUCCUCUCCUCUGUUCUUAGACUUGUUCUGCCGUGGUCUGAUUAUCCUGUGUACGUCUGUGUCUGUGGUCCUGUCAUCGGUGGCAGUGUGCGACGGUCACUGGCUGCUCUCCGGCCGCCACAUGUUCGGUCUGUGGUAUUUCUGCUCCGUGGAGGUGCCACAGGGCUUGGUGUUGGACCCGCAGAGUUUUACAGCAUCUGCAAACUGCACUCGGCGUCUGGAGGAGGCCGGAGUGGAGGGUCUGGACAUGGGCUUAGCGGCGUGUCGUUCUGUCAUCACGAUAGCUCUGGUCAGUGCUAUAUUCGGACUGGAGCUGCUAGUGAUGUCACAGGCGAGUGAUGGCAGGGACUCCAGCAGGCGGUGGACGCUCGGGGCUCGGCUGGUGCUUCUUGCAGGAAUAAUGGCUGCUGGAGGUGUCGCAACUUUUGUGCUGAUAUUAGGAGCUUUCGCAUCACUCCUCGGGUUUACGCUGACCUUCUGGUGCCAGUUUACUGCAACCUUCUUGUUUUUCCUCAAUGGCAUGGCAGCGCGGCACAUCCAGAAUAUUAAGCCACCACUUCUGCCCUCUAGUGGACAUCCUGACAAACUGUGAACUACUGCACUAUGAACUUUACAACUUGAAGACACUGAAUUAGAAUUAGAUCAGAGGUGCCCAAACUCGGUCCUGAAGAUCUACCUUCCUGCAGAGUUCAGCUCCAACCCUGAUAAUAAAACAACUAAACCAUCUAAGUAGGAUCUGAAGGAGUCCUUGGUUAUUGAAAACAGGUGCGUUUGAUCAAGGUUGAGCUGAACUCUGCAGGAACAGAUCUCCAGGAGCAGGAUUGGGCACAAGUGAUUUUGAAGGUUUGUCAAAACACGAUUCCUUUUGUGGGGUAUUUCGUGAAGCCUGCUUUACUAUGAGCUUUCCUACUUGAAGAUGCUGCAUUAGAUGGCGUUGGUUCCUCUUGAGCAGCUCUGCUCUUGAAGGUUUAGUUCACCCCCCAAAAUGUAAAUUCAAUUAAUAUUUACUCACCCCUAUGCUGUUCUAAUCCCCAGACUUUCAUAUUAUAAAAUUAAAUCUGAGAUCUCCCUCACAGAAAGGGUCCAGAGAUGCUCAGAGUCCAGAAAAACAUUGUCAUAUCAGUCCAUGUGUCUUCGGCGGUUCAGCUGUAAUCAUACUCAAAUCAUCAUGCUCCACGAACACUUAUGUGCACCAAAAUACUGUAAAAACUACAUUUCAGCUUCAUUUUGGGUCAACUGCUUCUUUAAUCUCCGUUUUUCACAUCAUUGAGAAGUGAUAUUUGAAGGAUUGUCAAAAAUAGACCCCUUUUGUUGGGUAUUUCGUGAAGCCUGCUUUACUAUGAGCUUUACUACUUGAAGACGCUGCAUUAGAUGGUGUUGGUUCCUCUUGAGCAGCUCUGCUCUUGAAGGGUUAGUCUCCCCCAAAUGUAAAUUCAAUCAUUGAAUUACUCACCAUCACCUUGUUCCAAUCCCUGAGCCUUUCACAUUUUAGAUGAAAUCUGAGAUCUCCCUCAUGCUCAAAGUCCAGGAAAACAUUGUUAAAACAGUCCAUGUGUCUUCGGUGGUUCAUCUGUAAUCAUACAAAGCACCACGAACAAUUUUGUGCACCAAAAUACCAUUUUUAGAUGAACUAUCCCUUUAAUCUGCCUUUUUGGCAUCAAUGAGAAGUGAUUUUGAAGGUUUGUCAAAAAUUAUCCCUGUUUUUUAGGUAUUUUGUGAAGCCCGUUUCACUGGGAAAAAAUGGAAAAAUAUUAAAGAAAAAAUAUAAAAAGAGCAAAAAUAUGAAGAAAAAAACAUGCAAAAAAUAUGUAAAAUGUUCGUUUUUUUGCAGUUUGUAAUUGUUUUGCAAUAUUUCGCAUGAAUUUAAAUGUGUUGUUUAAAGAUGUUUGGUGACUGAAAUAUUAUUUUGAUAAAUAUGUCUGUUUAUUAAAUAUGUUUUGAUCAAUUUUGAUCAAAUGCACCAAAAUAUGACCUUUAUUCACUGAGAAAUGGAUCAAAAUAAUCAUUUUCAAAAUAAUGCGUACUCAUUUAUGCUGAGCGGAGUAUACAUGUUAGAAAACCAUUAUUAAAUGCUUCAUAAAUAAAUAAAUAUAUAUAUAUCAUCUGAUGUUUUUCCACAGUGACACCUCUUGUACAUCAUCUGAUUAUCAUUAGGCAGAAGCCUGGGUCAUUUCCGGUCCAAAUAAAACCUUGGUGGUUAAAUAAAAGUAACCUUAAGGCAGAAUUUGCCAGGGGUAUGAAUAAUUUCGGGUUUGAGUUUAUAUAUCAGCAUAGUAUUGCAUAUGCAAAUACGCACUUGAACAGAGCAGAUUCAUUGGCUGCUAUGUUUAUUGACAUGCUGACAUGGUCAAA
This is a messenger RNA of Danio aesculapii, 2478 nucleotides long. RefSeq names its product transmembrane protein 37 (gene tmem37). The coding region runs from base 83 to 718 and encodes 211 amino acids. Lineage: Eukaryota; Metazoa; Chordata; Actinopteri; Cypriniformes; Danionidae. Gene Ontology annotation, molecular function: calcium channel activity; voltage-gated monoatomic ion channel activity. The record is from RefSeq and is a predicted model, not a curated record. The transcript has 2 exons. Gene Ontology annotation, cellular component: membrane.